Exaiptasia diaphana is the source of this 1839-nucleotide messenger RNA. RefSeq lists its product as uncharacterized. Gene Ontology annotation, molecular function: ligand-gated sodium channel activity. Gene Ontology annotation, biological process: sodium ion transmembrane transport. Gene Ontology annotation, cellular component: membrane. Bases 49 to 1839 code for a protein of 596 amino acids. The transcript has 9 exons. The record is from RefSeq and is a predicted model, not a curated record. NCBI's taxonomy places the organism in Eukaryota, Metazoa, Cnidaria, Anthozoa, Actiniaria, Aiptasiidae.
CGUCGUGUACAACARGACUUGAACGAUACGAUUAAUAGCUAUAGGUCCAUGUCGUCCAAGAUACGAGAGCUCUGUAAAGAUUUCUGGGGCUACAGCACUCUACAUGGUCUGCAUUUCUUGUUCGAUUCGCCAUGGACUAUUCGUAGAGCUAUCUGGUUUUUAUUGCUAUUGGGUUCAACAUAUCUAUUCGGCUUACAUGCUCAAAAGGCUAUCGCUAAAUGGAAGAAGCACGAAGUUUACAUAAUGACAAAGUUUGAACAUGAAAAGAAAUUGCGGUUCCCCGCUGUUACGAUAUGUAAUAAGAAUACGUUAAAGAAGAGCAAAAUACAAGGGAAGGACGGACAGCUCUGGCUAGAUGGACAAAACUUUAAGCUCAAGAAAGACUGGCCAAAAAUCCACAGCMAAAUAAACGCUUCGUUCGACAUUGAGAAGGAAGUGCUUGCAAAUGGUCAUCGUGUAACAGAUAUCAUCAAGGAAAUGAAGUUUUCUGCAGAUUGUCUCAAAUUUACCAACAGUACCAAGAGCUUUUUUGACUUGAGAUUAGGACUCUGCCACACGAUAAAUAUUAAGACUACGAUGCGCAAGCUUGGGGAGGUUUAUGGACUGGCACUGCUGUUAGACACCGAGUCUCACGAAUAUUAUGGACCAUACAGUUGGGAUGGCACUGGGUUCAAACUCAUGGUCCAUGACCCUCGUAUUUUUCCCGUGAUGGAUUUGUAUGGUAUUGAUAUCCCUACUGGAUUUAGAACCAAUCUCAGAAUUCGAAAAAAGAAGAAAAUCCAUUUACCAGAGCCUUAUCCAGCCARRUGCGGCACAAAGAAGCUUAAAAGUUCAAAUGUCUACUCUGAAACUAGAUGCUUGACGGAGAAAUAUGCUAAUGAAAUAGAAACAAAAUGUGGAUGUCGUUUAAUUGGAUCACCUAUUAUCAAUGAACAAAGUAGACUUUGUGACAUCAGCGAGACUACGAAUUAUGACUAUCAUCUAAACUAUCGUCAACUUAAUAAGCCUGAAAAACAACCAGAUUUAAACCAUUUCAUCAUGUCGUCCAAGAUACGAGAGCUCUGUAAAGAUUUCUGCGGCUACAGCACUCUACAUGGUCUGCAUUUCUUGUUCGAUUCGCCAUGGACUAUUCGUCGAGCCAUCUGGUUCUUAUUGCUGUUGGCUGCAAGCUGUAUCUUCGGCUAUCAAGCUCAUGAGGCUUACAUGAAGUGGAAGAAACACGACGUUUAUAUCAUGACAAAGUUUGAAACUAAAAAGGAAUUAAAGUUCCCCGCUGUUACUGUAUACAGCAAGAAUUUGCUAAAAAAGAGCAAAAUACUUGGGAAGGACGGACAGCUCUGGCUAGAUGGACAAAACUAUCAAAACAAAAAAGACUGGCCAAAAAUCCACCGCAAAAUAAACGCUUCGUUCGACAUUGAGAAGGAAGUUCUUAUAAAUGGCCAUCGUUCAAUAGAUGUCAUCAAAGAAACUAGAUUUGCUUCGUUGUGUCCAGGGCCCCAAAAUAACGUAACGAUCGAGAGCUUUUUGGGUGCGGGAUCAGGUUUGUGCCACACCAUUCACGUCAAGAACAUGGUGCGUAAGCUUGGGGAGGCUUAUGGAUUGUCACUGCUGUUAGACACUGAGGCCCACGAAUAUUAUGGAUCAUACAUUCAGGGUGGCGCUGGGUUCAAACUCAUGGUCCAUGAUCCUGAUAUUUACCCAGCAAUGGACAGAUAUGCUAUUGAUAUUCCUACCGGAUUUAUAACGAAUCUUAGGAUUCGAAAAAAGAAGGUAUACAUUAUGUCAAUAAAAAAAAUGAUAAUCAAAACGAUCAAACACUCAAAGAAAAUUGACCAUUAG